AUGUCACGUUUGGAAAGAUCUUAUCCAAAUUUUUUUGGAGGCGAACAACAUAUGGCGCCUGAGACCUACUACAUCCGUUUACGCGGUUUACCUUUUUCUGCUCGUGAAGAAGAUGUUCGCAACUUUUUAAACGGGAUCCCGACGAAGCAUGUAACUUUUACGCUGACGGCUACAGGUCGGGCUAGUGGGGAGUGUUAUGUUGAACUUAAUGACACUAGUGCUGUGAAGGAUGCUCUGCUGUUGCAUAAGAAGGAAAUGGGGGGUCGGUAUAUUGAAGUCUUUUCGGUAUCUGAACAAGAGCGGAUACAGAUGGUGCGAAACGGUGUUCUUCGUGGUCCUGGGGAAUCAGAUAUUCAGCGACCUGCUAAGUACGUUGUGCGCCUGCGCGGGCUACCUUUUGAAACUAACAACGAUGACAUCAAAGAAUUUUUUGAAGGUACUUCUUUUCAAAAACCUCGCAAAUUAGAUACAUUGGUUUUUGAUACGUUUGAGAUUUCAGGUCUUGUAUGGGGAGGAGAAUCUUUUCAGAGUUUAAUAUUGUAUAAUGAAUAUUUUAAACCUUUACGAAGGUUCUAUUCCUUCGCGUGUUGUCACCUACCUGGUGACAGGUUGAUGCCAUUUAAGGAGGGUGUUGGUAGAGCGGUUAAUAUUUUAUAUUGGGAUAUAGGCUUGGAUAUAGAAGACAUCGUAAUCGAUUUAUUGGCGGGGGGUCGUCCCUCGGGGGAAGCGUUUGUGCGGUUUUCGACCAAGGAACACGCUGAGAAGGCACUCGAAAGGAACAAAAGCUACAUGGGUUCGAGCAUAUUUUUGUUGUUCAGGUAUGUUGAGGUUUUCCGAAGUUCAUGGGACGAAAUGGAAAAUAGUUAUUACGAUUCACACGGCUAUCCGCCAACCAGAUCUGGGCCGAUACCACUGCGUGAAGCGGCGGCAGCAUUCGAAGUUAGGGAAAUGCCACGACCACGCCCACUGUUUGAUUUUGACGACUUUUAUGAACCCCCUGAUAUGUAUCCGAGAUUGGGCCCACCGGUUGGUCCGGGACCCAUGAGUCGUGAUCGCGGAGGGUUUCGUUCUUCCCCAUACGGAGACGCGCCUUACCCUAACCGGCGGGGUCGGUUCUUGCCUGAUGACGAAGAUUUUGGUCCUCCGUUGCGAAGGGAUGCACGGAGAAGAGAGGAUAAAUUAUUUAUGCGAGGCAUGCCUUAUAGUGUCACUGGAGUAGAUAUCGAAAUGUUUUUUGAUCCGAUGAGGUGCCUUGAAAUCAAACUUGGAUAUGGCCCGGAGGGGCGACCAUCUGGUGACGCACUUGUAACUUUCGAAACCGUUUAUGAUUGUGAUCGAGCCUUAUCCCGCUCAGGACGAAUGAUGGGGAAUCGCUAUGUCGAGUUAUUCCCUGCGUCGGAUAUGCCGCCAAGUGCAAGACGUAUUGAAUUUCGCUCUGUUUCUUCUUCAAGUUCACUGCUGAAGCUUCCGAGUGCGCCAGCUAAAAGCAGCUCUGGUGCCUAUGGCCGGGAGAGGAGUCGGUUGCCACCUCCUAACAGAAGUUCUCGUUCAUCUGGUUUGGGCAGGCAUCCUUCGCACAGACAUGGGCCCGCACUUUCUUCUAUGAGGCGUUCGCCCACAAAAAGAGAAAGGUUAUCCCCUACUCCUGUCCCAAAGCCAGUCCCUUUGGCCCAUGUCAAUACGUCGCGUCAUAAUAUGGGAGGAUUUUCAGAAGGUAAAAGUCUAUGCGUUGCGCAGCAGUCUCCAUAUACAAAUCAGACGUCGUCGUCGUUCUCGGGCCAGAACUCUUACAGUUCGCAUGGAUCAUAUGGUCCGGGUACCUCAAAUUACGAUGCUCCAACGUCUUUUGGAAGUCCGAAUGAUUUUUCAAGUACUCCCUCCUACUCUCAACCAGCUUAUGCUACAACCAGUUCCUAUAACUCUCCUACCACCUACACAGCUCAGAGUUCAUAUUCUGGACAGCCGUAUUACAGCCAGUCUAGCGUUUAUGGUCAGUCAAGUAAUUAUGAUCAUUCCUCCAACUAUUCUGAGCCGACGUAUAACCGCCUUUCUUACAGCGGAGGAGAGUCAUCAAAACCUUCCUGGUGAUA
Messenger RNA from Enterobius vermicularis (human pinworm), 2090 nucleotides. The record is from the annotation of a GenBank genome assembly. Lineage: Eukaryota; Metazoa; Nematoda; Chromadorea; Rhabditida; Oxyuridae.